GAAUAGUACGCUAUUUAUAAAGCAUGGCGUCGGCAUUACAUGGUCGAUACAGUUGAAAUAUCGGGAACGUAUUGGUUAGAAGUGAAUAUAUUUCGAUGAUAUUUGUUAGAAAAUUGUCUAUCUAACCAACACACACAGUUUACAAGAAUAUAAAAUAAUCGUAAUAGUUCGUAUAUUAUUUAUAUUUGGCAGCAUCUAAGACACAAUGCCACCCAAAUGUAAAUUUCAAGAAGGUGAGAAGGUAUUGUGCUUUCAUGGACCAUUAAUCUAUGAAGCAAAGUGUUUGAAGUCCUCUAUUACUAAGGAGAAACAAAUCAAAUAUUUUAUCCACUAUGCUGGCUGGAAUAAAAAUUGGGACGAAUGGGUUCCGGAGAGUCGAGUUCUCAAAUAUAAUGAGGCAAAUGUACAGAGGCAACGGGAAGUUCAGAGAGCUCACUCAAAUCAGCAAUCUACGCAGAAAAAUAAGAAGGGAAGCACAACAACCAAGACACAGGGAAGAAGGAGUGAAGGGGUUAGAGAGAAAGACACAGAUAGUAGGGCAAGUACACCUGUAGCAACACCUGACAAAAGUAUAAAUCGCUUUAGCAAAGGCUCAAGCAGCAUGGCGACACCUUCAUCCUCUCAUGAUUCUACGUCUGAACCUACACGUAAAAAGCGAAGUCGACUAGAACCAUCCGGUGAAACUGAAGAAUAUCUUACUAAAGUGGAAGUUAAGAUCAAAUUACCCGAAGAAUUGAAGUUUGUCCUAAUUGAUGAAUCUGAAGUGAUAUUGAAGCAUCACAAAUUGCCGGCGUUACCUGUGAAGAAUACAGUCGACAAAAUAUUAGAUGAUUAUGUGGAGAUGAAAUCAUUGGGAAAGACAAAUGAUAUCAAAGAGAGUACAUUGGAAAUAACGAAGGGCAUUCGUGAAUAUUUCAACAUUACACUGGGCCUUCAACUCUUGUACAAGUGGGAACGACCGCAAUUUAUACAGAUAAUGAACGACAAUCCGGAAACACUGCCAAGUCAACUGUACGGUGCAUUUCACUUACUCAGACUAUUUGUGAGACUUGGUGGUAUGCUGUCGUACACACCUUUAGAUGAAAGGAGCAUUCAAUUGUUGCUAACACAUUUUCAUGAAUUCUUGCAAUAUCUGCAGAAGAAUAACUCUGAACUCUUCAAUCUUCAGCAGGAUUACACGGACCCACCACCAGAUUAUCAUCGGAAAUAUGGUUAAAUCGGCUGAAAGAAACAGAUUUGUCCACACACAAUUAACAAACAUUUCCCGAACUUCUCUUUAUAAUAUUUUAUAUAUGGUAAUUAUAUCAGAAAAUAAUACAUAUAAGCGCGAGAAUGCUAAUACUCUUUAAGCUUUAUUGUUUUAAAUAAACUAGCGAGUAGUAACUUUAGCUAUAUGAACAAAUUGCGUCUUCGGUAAUUAAAGAAAAAGAUACACAUAGCGAUUGCAUUUA
Dinoponera quadriceps is the source of this 1451-nucleotide messenger RNA. It is a transcript of the gene MRG15, whose product is annotated as mortality factor 4-like protein 1. Gene Ontology annotation, cellular component: NuA4 histone acetyltransferase complex; nucleus. The record is from RefSeq and is a predicted model, not a curated record. NCBI's taxonomy places the organism in Eukaryota, Metazoa, Arthropoda, Insecta, Hymenoptera, Formicidae. The coding region runs from base 206 to 1216 and encodes 336 amino acids. The transcript is spliced from 6 exons. Gene Ontology annotation, biological process: regulation of DNA-templated transcription; chromatin organization.